Messenger RNA from Talaromyces stipitatus ATCC 10500, 1970 nucleotides. RefSeq names its product dienelactone hydrolase. The record is from RefSeq and is a predicted model, not a curated record. Bases 96 to 1817 code for a protein of 573 amino acids. The transcript has 3 exons. Gene Ontology annotation, biological process: polyketide metabolic process. NCBI's taxonomy places the organism in Eukaryota, Fungi, Ascomycota, Eurotiomycetes, Eurotiales, Trichocomaceae.
AUAUCAGACAUGAUGGAUGCCUUUUCUUCUUUUCUUCCUCUCCUCCUGAGUGAGAGUGAUUCCUCUUCUACAUUUAUACCACCUGAUAUAUAAUCAUGGCUACCAUCAGCAUCAACACACCCGGAAACGGUCUCGUAUACAAUACUUUCUUGAACUCUCAACUAUCGACUCCCAGACUAUGCAUUACCUCGGAAGAGGAAGAGUUCGAUACGGAGACAAUCCGCAACUGGCAGAAUGAAGGGUUUGACGUUACAUACGUCCCGCUCAACGAAGGCGGAAAGGACUAUGCUAGUCGUCUAGAGAGUGUCAAGGAGGGUCUAAGGGUGGGAGAGUCGUAUGCUAUUAUCGCAUACGGCGAGGCUGCCGCUUUCUGUCUCGACCACUUCCACAAACCUGCCACCGGGGCCAGACUGACUGCCCUGGUUGCUUAUUACCCCACCGCCAUCCCAGAUACGCGCAUUCGUUUCCCUCCCAGUCUCAAGGUGCUUGUCCAUCUUGCAGGAGAAUCGGUCGAUGUUGUUGUCACUCCUCAAGCACUAGGCAUCCAGGGACGCAAGAAACGUAUCAGCAAGCGCAGAAUUGACCCGGGAGUUGGUAUCGGCGAACGCAAAGAUAUUUCGUAUACAGCAUUUACAUAUGACUUUGCCGAUCCCGGAUUUGCAGAGCAUGAUUUGGAUGAAUAUGAUCAUGCAUCGGCAGAAUUGGCUUGGUCGCGGACUUUGGAUGUGAUGCGAAAGGCAUUCCGCAAGGAUGCUGAUUUGGAGCGUCCGUGGGAGAUUAAUACUGAAAGCAGCUUCUUCCGUGACAACCUCUCCGACACCAUGUCAACCUUUGUCACCCAUAAGAAUCCCGCCGUCACUGUUGGUCCAACACUGGCUGGUGGCGUUGGUGCGAAAGCACUGCGUCGGUUCUAUGAAAAUGACUUCCUCCAGACCAAGCCGCCAUCUAUGAGGCUGCGUCUACUAUCUCGUACUGUUGGCGCAGAUCGCGUCGUGGAUGAAAUCUACAUCACCUUCGACCAUACAGUUGAAAUGCCAUGGAUGCUUCCAGGCGUACCGCCCACCGGUAAACGAGUCGAGAUAAUUCUCGUGGCUGUUAUCGCCCUUAAAGCGGAACGCAUCUUCACCGAGCAUUUGUAUUGGGACCAAGCCAGUGUCCUUGUUCAACUUGGACUUUUGGAUACCAAGUUACUACCCCAAGGAGUCAGCGGAGUAAAGCAGCUACCCGUUGUAGGCCGGGAGGCUGCUCGACGUAUUCUGGGCGAACACCCAGCACGUGGCGAUGACUAUCAUCGAAGGUUGAUUGCUAAUGCCCGGGCACCCCCUGUAACCAAUAACUCCCGUGCAUCUAGACAGUCAACGCCAAAACCUGCGCACCGUGCUGGAGGCAAAGAAGUCGAACAACGAAACGGUGAACAGAAUCGCGCCAAUGGCGCAUCUUCAUCCAAGCUCAAGGGUGAUAUAGCCGAUGCUCACGCUUCUGGAAACGAGAGUACUGCUACUGCUACUUCUACACCAAGAAAGCCGAAGAAAUUGGGCACACCAAGAAAGGAUAAGGACAAGUCACCGAUAGUUGACGACAAAUCAAACGAUCAGAAAGAUGAAAAGACGGCCGACAAGAUGAAUGACAACGGAAAGACAGAUGAUGAGAAAACGUCUGAUAAUGCCAUAAACGGGAAAAACGAACAGAAGGAAAAACAGGUAGAGAGCAUCGAAAAUGGUAAGGAUGUCGAUGACUUUGCUGAUGGUGAGAGUGAGGCUGGUGCUACGCCAUCGAGACCGAUGGCUGCACGUGUUGAGUCUGCGGGUCAGGAGUAAUUCGAUGAUUUGUUGAUUUGAGAUUGUCACGAUUCUUGUAUAUGAUGAUUGUUAUUCCCUUCUGCUUUCAUUGUUGGAUGUUUCAUUCGAUCUAUGAGUGCGAGCUAGCGUUUUUUUAGGGUAAUUAGUCAUGAGAUAAUGAAUUUUUGCUUU